UUCAUUUGUUUAUAUCCUUCCUCUUAUACUUGCGACAACAGCUUCGACUCAGAGGCACCGUCUCUUCCCUUCUCUGUCUCUGAUCAAAUGCUUGUCCCUCAAAACAUUCAUCAACAGUAAGAGAACAAAUAACACCUUCUUCUUCAUCUUCUCGUACAAUGAAGAACAAGAAGAGAGAUAACAGCCACAGCUUCACAGCUGGCGUCUAUCGGAUUUUCCUCGUCAUGCUGCGGCGCCACCACUUGUUUCAUCUCCUCUACGCCUUUUCAUGUUGCCUCAUCCUCCUCUUCGUUGCUUUCUCACUCUUCUUCUCCCCUCCUCCUGUCGCCAACCACCACCAUUCAAUGUCUAAAAAUUCAGUCAUAGACACAGUAAACUCGACUUCGGAUACGAAGACGGCGUUUCGUGUUGCGGAAAAUGAAGAGAGCAUAGGGCAUGAUUUCUGGAGCUCGAGAUUAUCGAAGUUCUACUAUGGUUGCAGUAACGCCAGCGGCAGCUUUCAAACUGCUGACGUAAAAACGAAUCACAAUCGGUACUUGUUGAUUGCUACCAGUGGAGGUUUAAAUCAACAGAGAACAGGGAUAACAGAUGCUGUUGUUGCAGCUUAUAUUUUGAAUGCUACUCUUGUUGUUCCAAAGCUGGAUGAGAAAUCGUUCUGGAAAGAUACUAGUAAUUUCUCUGAAAUCUUUGAUGUUGACUGGUUCAUUUCAUUCCUCUCAAAAGAUGUUAAAAUCAUUAAACAGCUCCCAAUGAAGUUAGGGAAAGUUGUGACUCCUUAUUACAUGCGCGUUCCAAGGAAGUGCACUCCAAAAUGCUAUGAGAAUCGUGUUUUACCUAUUUUUAAUAAGAAACAUGCUAUUCAGCUUGGGAAAUUUGAUUACAGGCUAUCAAAUAGGCUUGAUAUGGAUUUACAAAAGCUGAGGUGCAGAGUCAACUACCAUGCUUUAAAAUUUACUGAUUCUAUUCUUGAAAUGGGUAAAAAGUUGGUUGAGAGAAUGAGAAUGAAAUGCAAUCACUUUAUUGCCUUGCACUUGAGGUUUGAAGCUGAUAUGCUUGCUUUCUCUGGAUGUUAUUAUGGUGGUGGAGAAAAAGAAAAGAUAGAACUUGGUGCAAUUCGGAAGAGGUGGUUAAGUUUACAUCAAAAGAACCCUGAGAAAGUGCAGAGGCAAGGAAGAUGCCCGUUAACACCAGAGGAAGUUGGUCUUAUGCUGCGAGCAUUGGGUUUCGGAAGCGACAUUCACAUAUAUGUGGCAUCAGGUGAAGUAUAUGGUGGUGAAGAGACUUUAAUACCCCUCAAGGCUCUGUUUCCCAAUUUUCAUUCAAAAGAAACUUUAGCUAGCAAGGAAGAGUUGGCACCAUUUUCUUUAUUUUCUUCUCGCAUGGCUGCACUAGACUUCAUUGUUUGUGAUGAAAGUGAUGUAUUUGUCACCAACAACAAUGGCAACAUGGCUAGAAUGUUAGCUGGACGAAGGAGAUAUUUUGGACACAAGCCAACAAUUAAGCCAAAUGCUAAAAAACUUUACAGAUUGUUCUUGAACCGACAUAACAUGACAUGGGAAGAGUUUGCCUCCAAGGUUCGUACUCAUCAAAUUGGCUUCAUGGGAGGGCCAAAUGAGGUGAAACCUGGCAGGGGUGAGUUUCAUGAAAACCCAUCAUCCUGCAUAUGCGAGGAUUCUGAAGCAAAGGCUGGGGAAUAUCCAACUCCUCAUAGUUACAUGCAUGAGGGCCAGGGAGAGAAUAACAAAAAGAAUGUUGCUAGCUAUGUUUCUGAUGAGCUCUUAACUGUGGACGACCACGACCAGGAUUGGUCAGAUAUGGAUUAUGUGAACGGAAUUGGUGCUCAAAGAAAGGAAGGCUUGUAUAAAAAUACCUUGAUUGGGACAGAUCAACCAGAAUUGGAGGUGUUAUUCGCUGACUGAGAAUUGCGACUGCUUUUUCAUUUAUAGGAGCUGGUGUUCUCGGCCUAACCAAAUUUUCAUCAGAUUCUUUGGACCUUGAUUUCGCCUCUUUCAUAUUUGCUUCGAAUGUUAGCAUUUUAUCUUGCACGGAAGUGAAAAGCAGCACUUUUAUUUUUUAUUUUUUUGGUAUAUAGAAAACGCAUUGUAUACAGAGGACUAGGCAACUAAGCCUGUUUCAGUUUCCAAUAUUUCUGUAAAUGAGGGACUGGCUGCUGCAUGAGUUCUUAAAGCCAUUAAAAUUUGUAGCUGAAUAAUUUUCUUUGUUUCAAGAUGGGAGAACAGGAGCAUAAAAACUUGGAGAAGGCAUUGCAGUGUUUUUGUUUUGUUUCCAUUUUCAUUUGCGUUCCCCUUUGCUAGAAAAGAAUUAGCCCCAUAACAUUGUAGGAAGCUUGUACAUUGUAUAUAGCAUUUGAAGGCGAAGUAAUAUUAUAAAGCAAUUUUCUUUUGCUGCA
Molecule: messenger RNA, 2410 nt
Organism: Hevea brasiliensis (rubber tree)
Lineage: Eukaryota; Viridiplantae; Streptophyta; Magnoliopsida; Malpighiales; Euphorbiaceae
Product: protein ROOT HAIR SPECIFIC 17
Exons: 10
Coding region: 159-1919 (586 amino acids)
Source: RefSeq, a predicted model, not a curated record